Scaptodrosophila lebanonensis is the source of this 2354-nucleotide messenger RNA. RefSeq names its product protein scarlet (gene st). The record is from RefSeq and is a predicted model, not a curated record. The transcript has 7 exons. Gene Ontology annotation, molecular function: ABC-type transporter activity; ATP hydrolysis activity; ATP binding. Lineage: Eukaryota; Metazoa; Arthropoda; Insecta; Diptera; Drosophilidae. Gene Ontology annotation, cellular component: plasma membrane. Gene Ontology annotation, biological process: transmembrane transport. Bases 66 to 2072 code for a protein of 668 amino acids.
GCGCAUACUACUCCCCCAACAAAAAAGAACAAGAUAAAACGCAACUUGUUCAGACAGUAGAUAAUAUGUCAGAUAGCAGGCUCAUCGAUGUGGAUCCACAGGACCAGCUAGAGCUGCAGAUUUUGGACCCGAGCCAAGACAGUCCACCCCAGGGAAGUGGGAGUGUCAGCCUGGGCAGCACACCGCCCCAACGGCUGUCAAAGCGCAACAGUUCUGAGCGCAGUCUACCCCUCCGCAGCUACAGUAAAUGGGCGCCCACGGAGCAAGGCGCGACACUUGUCUGGCGCGACUUGUGUGUCUACACAAAUGUGGGUGGAUCCGGCAAAAACAUGAAGCGGAUCAUUAAUAACUCUACUGGCGCCAUCCAGCCAGGCACGCUGAUGGCGCUCAUGGGUGCUAGUGGCUCGGGAAAGACGACUCUAAUGUCAACACUGGCCUAUCGGCAGCCAGCCGGCACUGUGGUUCAAGGUGAUAUACUGAUAAACGGCCGACGCAUUGGACCGUUCAUGCACCGCAUCAGUGGAUAUGUGUAUCAAGACGAUCUCUUCAUGGGCACGCUCACAGUGCUGGAGCACUUAAAUUUCAUGGCCCAACUGCGCUUGGACCGGAGGGUGUCGCCGCAGGAGCGCAAGCUGAUCAUUAGCGAGUUGCUGGAGCGCACAGGCCUCCUGUCGGCGGCCCAUACGCGGAUUGGCAGCGGGGACGACAAGAAGGUGCUUUCGGGGGGCGAGCGCAAGCGUCUGGCGUUUGCGGUCGAGCUGCUCAACAAUCCGGUAAUUCUUUUUUGCGACGAGCCCACCACCGGCUUGGACUCGUUCAGCGCCCAGCAGCUCGUACAGACGCUCUACGAGCUGGCCCAGAAGGGCACAACCAUACUGUGUACCAUACACCAGCCCUCAAGUCAACUGUUCGAUAACUUCAAUAAUGUGAUGUUACUGGCCGAUGGUCGUGUGGCCUUCACUGGCUCGCCACAAAACGCGCUCACCUUCUUUGCUCAGCACGGUUACUACUGCCCGGAUACUUACAAUCCGGCAGAUUUCCUAAUUGGCGUGCUGGCCACGGACCCGGGAUUCGAGCAAGCCUCGCAGCGUUCUGCGCAGCAUAUGUGUGAUCAGUUUGCCGUCAGUUCGGCGGCCAAGCAGCGCGACAUGCUCGUCAAUCUGGAAAUUCAUAUGGCUCAGACUGGAAACUUUCCCUUCGACAAGGAGGUGGAGCUAUUCAGAGGAGCCGCCUGGUUCAGGCAAUUUCGCGUCGUCUGGAUGCGCGCCACAUUAACACUACUGCGGGAUCCGUCCAUUCAGUUGGUCCGUCUGAUUCAGAAAAUGGUCCUGACCCUGGUUAUAGGCGCCUGUUUUGCGGGCACUAUAGAUACCACCCAGCUAGGCGUACAAGCGGUGCAGGGCGCCCUCUUUAUCAUGAUAUCUGAGAACACCUACCAGCCCAUGUACUCGGUCAUGAAUGUCUUCCCACAGGGCUUUCCGCUCUUUUGGCGGGAGACGCGAUCUGGCCUAUACACCACAGCGCAAUAUUAUGUUGGCACCGUGCUUGCUAUGCUGCCGGGCAUGUUAAUCGAUCCGCUGCUGUUUGUAAGCGUUUGCUAUUGGAUAUGCGGGCUGCGUCCCGAUUUGUAUGCCUUCGGUAUCACAGCAAUAUUUGUGGUGCUGACACUGAAUGUGGCAACUGCUUGUGGCUGCUUCUUCUCGACUGCCUUCAAUUCGGUACCGCUGGCCAUGGCCUAUCUGGUGCCGGUUGAUUACAUAAUCAUGAUUACCUCGGGCAUAUUUAUCAAAAUUAGCACCUUGCCAGUGGCCUUUUAUUGGACGCAGUUUCUCUCCUGGAUGCUGUACGCCAACGAGGCCAUGACCAUUGUGCAAUGGUCCGGCGUGCAAAAUAUCACCUGCUUCGAGGAGAGCGAGGACCUGCCCUGCUUCCACACUGGCCAGGAUGUGCUGGACAAAUACAGCUUCGAUGAGUCGCAUCUCUAUCGCAACAUGCUGGCCUGUCUGGGCCUCUACUUUGGCUUCCACCUGCUCGGCUACUAUUGCCUGUGGCGGCGGGCGCGAAAAAUUUAAAAUUAAACAUCAACAAUGUUUGUCUCUGUUAAUAUAAAUUAAUGUCGCGCUGUUGUUGUGAAGCAAUGCAACACUUUCUAGCAAACAUACCUACCAACAUAAAGUACACACAAAUGUAAAUAGUUAUGAAAUGCUUCGACACUUGCCAAACUUAUUUGUAAGUUUUAUUAACACAUUUUUUGCAGUUUGCACAUUAAACAUUUACAACAUUUCGCGACAAUUUGUUUCGAUUUUGGAUGAUAUAUAUAUUUUUUUUUUAAUAUCGUACACGUACAUAUACAU